AUGAAAUCGAUGCCUGCCGAAACCUCGGGGCAAAGUGAUGGUCCAAGAAGUGAUCCGGUUUGGUCGGAGAGUGAGCGAGAACAAUUGACGCGCAUUGCAACGGACCAGUCUGUGCGAUCUGGUAGGGCAUCUCGGAAACAAGGUUCCAACGAGAAAAUCUAUACGUCUCCCGAGCUGGACCCCACGAGCAACAGUUUCGACCUGGCGCUAUGGAUGAAAGCUCAGUUGAAAGCGUUCGAAGAUGGAACCGCCAAGCCUGGGAAUACCGGGGUGAUCUUCAAGAACAUGGCCGUCCAUGGCUCCGGUGCCGCGGUCAAACUUCAGCAAACGGUCGGGUCAGUCCUAUCAGCUCCACUGCGCCUCAAAGCAAUUUCAGAAAGUCAGAAGACACAUAAGACGAUUUUGCAGAACUUUGACGGCCUCGUUAAACGAGGCGAAAUGUUGCUGGUCUUGGGUCGGCCGGGAGCCGGGUGCUCAACAUUUCUCAAGUCCAUUGCCGCCACCACGGAUGGUCUGAAGAUUGAUGAAGCCGCUUCGAUCCAUUACGACGGAAUACCGCCAAAAAUAAUGAAAAACGAGUUCAAAGGGGAGAUUCUGUACAACCAAGAAGUUGAGAAACAUUUCCCUCAUCUCACCGUCGGCCAGACUUUAGCAUUCGCCGCCGCCGCGAGGACUCCGAAAAGCCGAGAACCCGGAGUCUCCAGACAAGAUUUCAUCACCCAUGUGAGAGACGUGGUAAUGGCGGUCUUUGGCCUCUCUCACACCGUCAAUACCAAGGUCGGCUCAGACUAUGUGCCAGGAGUCAGCGGAGGUGAAAGAAAACGAGUUUCGAUUGCCGAAAUGGCUCUGGCUGGCGCGCCCCUGUGCUGCUGGGAUAAUGCCACUCGGGGUCUCGAUUCAGCUUCGGCCUUGGAAUUCGUCAAAGCAUUACAGCUGAGCUCCCGAUUCUUUCGCGCGACACAUCUCGUCGCGGCUUACCAGGCAUCUCAAGCGAUGUACGACAGCUUUGACAAGGUGAUGGUUCUCUACGAAGGCCGAGAAAUAUUCUUCGGACCCGUCUCCGAAGCAAAGCCAUUUUUUGAGCACAUGGGCUGGCAUUGUCCGCCGCGUCAGACGGCAUGUGACUUUCUCACGAGCAUAACAAAUCCCCGCGAACGACAAGCCAAGGAAGGGUUCGAAUGCCGUGUACCGCGGACGGCCGCAGAGUUCGAAAGCUAUUGGAGAAGUAGUGUUGACUACAAAAUUCUUCAGGCACAGCUUUCCACGUACGAAGAAGAAUUUCCAUGUGGAGGUCCCAGCGUCGAGGAGUUCAAAGAGAGCAAACAUCAGCGACAGGCAAGACAUACGAGACCGGACUCUCCAUACACCAUCAGCAUCCCCAUGCAAGUCCGACUGUGCACCACCCGCGCUUAUCAGCGAAUAUGGAAUGACAAGACGUCCACGAUCACGACCGUUGGUGGAAACAUCUUCAUGUCCCUGAUCAUCGCAUCUCUCUUUUACGGCACCCCUUUUGGGACGCAGGCAUUCUUUGCGAAGAGCUCUCUCCUCUUCUUUGCUAUCUUGCUUAAUUCGCUCUUGACCGUGACGGAGAUUAAUGCGCUCUACAAACAACGAUCAAUCGUCGAGAAGCACGCUUCUUACGCCUUCUAUCAUCCUUUCGCGGAGGCGUUAGCCGGGGUCAUCAGCGACAUAACAAUAAAGCUGGUUUCGGGCGUUAUUUUCAACACCAUCACCUACUUCCUCGGAGGAUUGAGGUAUGAUGCUGGGGCAUUCUUCAUAUUUUUUCUCAUCAACUUUGCCGCUCUCUUGUCUAUGAGUGCCAUCUUCAGAACCAUUGCCGCUGCUACCCGGACCAUACCUCAAGCUCUCGCGAUUGCCGGCGUGGUCCUGCUUGCUGUCGUUAUCUACACGGGAUUUGUCAUUCCACGACCCAAUAUGCAUCCAUGGUUUAAAUGGAUUACCUGGAUAAAUCCUUUGGGAUAUGCUUACGAAGCCCUCAUCGUGAACGAGUUUCACGGGAGAGACUUUCCUUGUUCUAAUGUUAUUCCCGCGUAUCCGGGUUUCUCCACCGGGUCCAGCAAUACGUUCGUCUGUGGCGAGAAGGGGGCCAUACCAGGAGAGCUUUUUGUCAACGGGGACAGGUAUCUAGAAGUAAGCUAUGGCUACCAAUACGCUCACUUGUGGCGCAAUUUCGGCAUUCUGCUUGCUUUUCUUUUCUUUUUCCUCAUCAGUUAUUUAGUAGUCACCGAACUCAACUCGCACGAGAAGUCAACGGCCGAGUCUUUGGUCUUCAGAAUCGGCCAUGUGCCGAAGUCGGUCCAGCAAGGAAUUAUGGACAAGGAAGCUAAAGCUGUGGUUUCCGAUCCUACUCCUGGUGAAGGAAAUGGGCUGGAUGUUCUUGCAGCACAAAACGACAUUUUUACGUGGCGAGAUGUUUGCUAUGAUAUUAAAAUCAAGAACGAACCCCGGCGAUUACUUGACGGUGUCAGUGGCUGGGUGAGGCCGGGAACCCUGACGGCGUUGAUGGGGGUCUCAGGAGCAGGCAAGACUACGCUUCUUAACGUGUUGGCCCAGAGAGUGUCCGUUGGGGUGAUCACCGGGGACAUGUUAGUCAACGGAAGUCCUCGCGACCGGAGCUUCCAACGGAAAACUGGAUAUGUUCAGCAGCAAGAUCUCCACUUACAUACAUCGACGGUACGAGAAGCCCUGAGGUUUUCGGCUUUAUUGCGUCAGCCAAAGACGACAAGUACUAAGGAAAAGUAUGAGUUCGUUGAGGACGUAAUUCGUAUGUUGAAUAUGUCGGAUUUUGCCGAAGCUGUUGUUGGCACUCCUGGUGAAGGCCUCAACGUCGAGCAGAGGAAGUUACUGACCAUCGGUGUCGAGCUCGCGGCCAAACCUGCGCUUCUCCUCUUCUUUGACGAACCCACCUCUGGUCUCGAUAGCCAAUCGUCGUGGUCCAUUAUUUCAUUCCUUCGAAAGCUCGCGGAUAAUGGCCAGGCUGUCUUAUCCACCAUCCAUCAACCCUCGGCGAUUUUAUUCGAGCAAUUUGACCGCUUGUUAUUCCUGGCCCAGGGUGGCCGAACCGUGUAUUUUGGAGAUAUUGGCCCGGAUUCUACGAUUCUGCUAGAUUACUUUCACAGGAAUGGUGCUCGGAAGUGCAAUGAGAGUGAAAACCCAGCAGAAUAUAUCCUCGAACUUGCCGGCGCAGGGGCAUCCAAUGAAGCUAAACAGGACUGGCCAGCCAUAUGGCGAAAUAGCCCUGAAGCUAGUACGGUGGUAUCUGAGCUCAACCGUCUCCAUCAGCAGCUAAGAGAAGAGCACGCACGGGAUCCUCCUCAGUCCGAAAGCCAGGCUGAAUUCGCCACUCCAUUUUGGGAUCAAUUAGUUGCCGUCACUAUUCGAGUUUUCCAGCAAUACUGGAGGACUCCCACCUAUAUCUACGGCAAAUACACUUUGGGCAUUGCUUCAGCUCUCUUCGUUGGCUUCUCGUUCUACCUUCCUGGAACAUCGAUACAGGGCCUCCAAUCCUUCAUCUUUGCGAUUUUCAUGAUCACCGCCAUAUUCGCCGCCCUGGUCCAACAAGUCAUGCCUCAAUUUAUCUUCCAACGAGACUUGUACGAGGUGCGCGAACGGCCGUCAAAAACAUACCACUGGGCAGCCUUUAUGAUAGCCAAUAUCCUCGUUGAAAUCCCAUACUCGAUCUUUCUCGGCAUCCUCGUCUUCGCCGCAUUCAGUUAUCCCGUCUUCGGUAUCACUUCGUCAGAAUAUCAAGGUCUGGUUUUGUUGUUAUGCGUCCAAUUUUUUGUCUUCGGGUCGACCUUCGCCCAUAUGGUGGUUUCCGGUCUGCCCGACGCCGAAACCGCAGGCGAAGUCGCAACACUCUUAUUCUACUUGACCCUCAUCUUCAAUGGCGUCUUACUUCCUCGCAUCGCACUCCCCGGAUUUUGGACGUUUAUGUACCGCGUCAGCCCGAUGACGUAUAUCGUCAACGUCAUCGCGACCGCCGUCUCAGGCCGCCGGGUCGAAUGUGCCAGUAAUGAAUUAAACAUCUUCCAGCCCCCUCCAAACACUACGUGCGGCCAGUACAUGGAGAGAUAUCUACAAAGUCUGUCCCAAAGCGGCGCCGCAGGAACUCUGACCAACCCCGACGCUACGAGUGAUUGUGCUUACUGUUCCUUACAGGUGACGGAUCAGUUCCUCCAGGCUAGAGAUAUUAAACCAGACCAACGAUGGAGGAAUUUCGGUCUCGUUUGGGUUUAUAUCGCGUUUAACAUCUUAGCUGCUGUUUCUUUUUAUUACCUCUUCCGAGUGAGGAGAUGGAAGAAGCAUUGA
Messenger RNA from Rhinocladiella mackenziei CBS 650.93, 4332 nucleotides. RefSeq lists its product as uncharacterized. The record is from RefSeq and is a predicted model, not a curated record. NCBI's taxonomy places the organism in Eukaryota, Fungi, Ascomycota, Eurotiomycetes, Chaetothyriales, Herpotrichiellaceae. The coding region runs from base 1 to 4332 and encodes 1443 amino acids. Gene Ontology annotation, molecular function: ABC-type transporter activity; ATP binding; ATP hydrolysis activity. Gene Ontology annotation, cellular component: membrane. Gene Ontology annotation, biological process: transmembrane transport. The transcript has 4 exons.